AUGGACGCUAGAACAGAACCUGCCGGGAGCGAAGCGUCCGCCGUUGAUCUUCGAACGAAUUUGGAAUUUGUCGCAUCUACCCAACUGUCGCAGCGCGAUCCGACCAUCAAGCUUAUCGAUCUGGGUAUAUCAUCACUUACAGAUGAUACAAUUGAACUAUUGCUUUCAGUGGAACGACUUUCUUUGCAGAAAAACCAGCUGAUGGAGCUACCUGAAAGCUUUAGUAAACUGCGGGAGCUCAGAUAUCUUGAUCUGCAUAACAAUAAGCUGCGAGAGUUUCCUACAGUCCUAUUGCAGUGCCAGCGACUCGAGAUCUUAGAUCUUUCCUCAAACUCUAUCACACAACUGCCUCAUGCGUUCCCACAGACGUGGUGCGACAAUCUCCAGGUCCUUUCGCUCAAGAAUAAUAACGUAACGACAUUACGGGAACUUUAUCCCGCUGUAAUGUCGCUACGAAAUCUGAAGAUUUUGGAAGUAGAAGGCAACCCAAUUUUACAGGAAGAGCUCGAUCAGGUGAAGGCAGAAGUGCCGUUAUCCUCGCUUUUAGAUACUUCACAUGAAGAGUACUGGUGUGUUGCACUGCGAAAACAUUUCGAAGACGCAAAGAUCAGCAAAGCCGCGAAACGCCGUGGCUUUAUCAAUGUCUCGGAAGAACAAAACCGUCAGGAAGAGAUUCACAGCAACAACAAAUAUAAUGACUAUUUCAAGCGCCUCUCGGUCCUCCCGGAAGAAACGACAUCUCAACGGGUGUCCCACGAUGAAUUAUUAGUGGCCUGUCGAAAACUUCUGUUCUGCUUCACAGAAUGUCAACAAAGUAUACGAAAGAUAACUUCUUUUUGUGAAGACAAGGCUGUUGCUGUAAACGCCAUUUCCUUACUCUACAAUGUUAGAUCCCAUAUUGACAACCUUGUAGAGCUUCUUGAGCAAAGUGAAAACCCAACUUCUACAAAAAAUGGUGUGAUGAUUCAGCUUUGUCUCACAAUAAUCACAACUUUCAAGCAAGUCUUCAUUUUGCUUCGCAAGCAUUUUAGAGCAUUUUUCCAAGGAAACGAUAUAUGUUUUGCAAGAAUGUUUUACAUGAAUUUGCUUUGUUCUUACACGGAGAUGUUCAAUGCUUGGAAUCUAAUCACUCCUCAUACCAAUUUGGCUAACGCCAGGCGAAGGGUAACCAGAACGCAUUCUCUGAGCACCUCACAUGGCUAUAAACAUAUACCACGCGCUCGGAGCAACACCUUACAAAGAUCCGUCACAUCAAACGCACCUUUGCCCGCAACUUCACCUCUGCCACAACCUGCCGGUCACAGGUCGGCCAAUGUAUCGGUUAUGACAACUCCACCUCCCGCGCAGAGCAGUGUUGGAGGUGAACUAAGAUCAGAUAACGAAGGAUCACCGAGGAUGAAAACAGAGGCAUCGCAGCAUUCACCACAGGCCGCAAGAAGAGCCGCCACUGACAUACCCACUUCAAGCGGGACGCCCAUUAUUCCAGGAAGUACAUCUUCGAAACCUUCGCUUGACGAAAAUUCCGAUACUGAUGUUGAUUCACAGCUUUACCACACACUAGAGUCAGUGAUCACGAUGGUCAACGUGGUUUAUGCUCAACUCACGUCUGCUAUAACGAAAAGUGCUAUCGCUAGCACGAAAAGCGCUGAGUCCUCGAGCAUCACAAGUAGCAUCGCAGCCAAAAUCAAGGACCUUACCGAUACGUGCUAUCAGUCGAAGGAACUUUCAAAGAUGUUGAAAGAAAGGUUGUCGCUCAUUUAUGAAAGUGCGUCGGAUGAUUUCUCGGGCGCAAAGGAGAAGGUCAAAACCUGGGAACAUAUCAACGCAUUUUUGAAGUCCAUCAUCUCUAUUCUGGCAAAUACAAAAAUCAUCAUGAAGGAUUUGCCCAUUUUGCAUGAAGUGAGACCAAAUCUAGCAUCUCUGGCGAAGGUUACAAAAGAUGUCACAGUUAUAUUGGACUUGAGUUCGUAUAGAAGUGUUUCACAGGCAGCACAGCAACAGCAACAGCAACAACUUGCGGAGCCUUCUCUUGCUAAACAGCAGCACACCCAUUCACAGGCUUCGAUAGCCACAGAGGAGCCCUCAAAUCCUCCAAUGGUGACUCCGCUGUCCACUCCCUCCUUGGUCACUGUGCAUGCUACAAAUCCUUUUGACCAAUUCUAA
Molecule: messenger RNA, 2163 nt
Organism: Lachancea lanzarotensis
Lineage: Eukaryota; Fungi; Ascomycota; Saccharomycetes; Saccharomycetales; Saccharomycetaceae
Gene: SOG2
Product: LALA0S14e00892g1_1
Exons: 1
Coding region: 1-2163 (720 amino acids)
Molecular function (GO): protein binding
Source: RefSeq, a predicted model, not a curated record